ACUGUAAUCUUCGUUCGUGUUUUUUUGUGCUAACGAUGAUUGGAGUGAUUUCGUGAAACUUUUCGUGGAUACUCUUUGUAAUACGAUGAAUUUAUUAAAUUCUAUGAAGAUAGUAGCCUUCUUACUCGUGUGAAAUUAAAAUCAUUCCUGUUGGAUGAGUUUCGCGCAUAUACCAUUGGACUGUAAUCGAACUUUGGACGCUUGCCAACCCAUUCAGCUGGCCUUGUUGCGGGUCUGCAGACGAGUUUACUCGUGCGGCACUACCGACUACGUUCGUGUUCUUAUUUGGGUUCUUGGUCUUUUACCGUCCUGCUGGAAAUUCGCGGCAUACCGUUGCUAUCAGCCGAUUGCGUAUGCGUUUGUUUGCACUUAAGCCUGUGGUACCGUGGUGCCGUAACUUUCUGGGAAUUCUCUCUCCGCUACCGUAGAGUUUUUCUUUGAAACGCUGAAAACUACUCCUUUUUCCCAGUAAGUGUUCUUCCAUGGUUAACCAGAUAUUCGGAGUUUACAGAUGAGUAACAAAAUUACGUUUGUUGCUGUUGUGAAAUCACUGUAUUAUCGAUAAGACGUUUUGCCUUUCGGAUAUUGUUAUAUCGGAAUAAUUGGAUGUUCCACGAUGUCGCUGUGGGAGAAAACUCAGCGAUUACAGGGAGAUGCCCUGGAACAGCUGCGUGCCAUUUAUUCCCAGUGUUUUCCCAUCGAAGUUCGUCAUUAUUGCGCGGAUUGGAUCGAAGCUCAGCAAUGGGAAGGUAUUGAUACGUACAACAACCUGCAUGAAAAGAUGGCUAUGGGACUGCUGAAGAACUUGUUGAAAGAAGUGGAAACAAAAGCGAAAAGUUUAUCGCCAAAUGAUUUCGUUACUAAGAUGAAGUUGGAAGAAGCUGUGACAUACCUGCGCGAUCAUUAUUUUCGUAGCCCGCUGCAUUUUGUGCAGAAUAUCCGUACCAUGUUGGAAACUGAGAAGCAUCUUGUGGAAUUGGCUGAAAAUCCCAGUAGCGGGAAUAACAUGUCCACCCAGAGUAAGAGCGGAGCAAAUGGACCUUUAAUGCAGCAAUUUGAAUUGCUACAGAAAGCUACGAAGGCCACCGAAUCGGAUUUGAAUAUCUUGCAGCAUGAGCAGGAAUCGUUUAUUAUUUUGUACCAGGAAAAAUAUCAUAUUGAAGAAGCUCUCACUAGACACACUGGAACCACCAGCACAAGCGAAGUGCGGCUGCGUCAGCGCAAAGAACAAGUGGAUCAGAAUCUCUCUCAGAAGGCUAACAGUAUUUUAGAAAAACGCAUUUUUUUGGCCAAGAAGCAUCUGGAAAGUUUACAGCAUCUGGAGAAAGUGCAGAGCGUGGUCCUUAAUGAGCAUCUGAUGCACUGGAGACGGAAUCAGCAGCUGAGUGGAAAUGGUGUACCUUUCUUCAAUAAUUUGGAUCAGAUUCAGCAGUGGUGUGAAAUAUUGGCUGAUAUCAUUCUGCAAAAUCGCCAGCAGCUACAGCGCGUAGAAGCUUUGCGCAGUCAACUGCCGAUGCCAAUGGAACAACAGGAUUUACUACCGUCGCUAAACGCCAAGAUUUCCGCACUGCUCUCCUCUUUAGUUACCAGCACCUUCAUUGUGGAACGCCAGCCGCCACAAGUUAUGAAGGUGUCCAACAAAUUCAGCUGUUCAGUGCGUCUGUUAGUGGGUAACAAGAUCAAUGUCCACCUGACACCACCGAAAGUUACCGGCACGAUUAUCAGUGAGGCACAAGCAAAUCAGUUGAUCAAAGGAGGGGAUAAGAGCGCUACCACAAAUUCUGCGGGGGUGAUUGUCAAUAACAGCGGACUGAUGGAAUACCAUCAAGCUUCUAAGCAGCUUGUAGUUAACUUCCGAAAUAUGGCGCUGAAGACUGUCAAACGAUCUGAAAGGAAGAAACACCAGGAGGCUGUUACGGAAGAAAAGUUCUGCUUGCUUUUCCAAUCGAAAUUCAACGUGGCCAACGAAAUGACUUUCCAGGUUUGGACGCUGUCACUUCCCGUGGUUGUCAUUGUUCAUGGUUCCCAAGAAGCACAAGCCACAGCUGUCAUUUUAUGGGACAAUGCCUUUGCUGAGCCGGGUCGUGUGCCUUUCGAGGUUCCAAAGGAAGUGUUAUGGAAAAAUUUAGCGGAACAGUUGAAUUUUAAAUUUAAAAGCCAAAUUGGGACCGGAUUGUGUGAGGAACAUUUACGAUUUUUGGCGGCUAAACUGUUAGGACGGAAGGAGGACACCAUGGAAGAUUUGAGUAAUGCCAAAGUAACGCGGGCUAAAUUCCACAAAGAAAACCUGAUUGAUCGCAAGUUCACUUUCUGGGAAUGGUUUUAUGAUGCUAUGAAGUUGGUGAAGGAUCAUCUGCAAGAUCUGUGGAACGCUGGAUGCAUCCACGGAUUUGUCGCUAAACAAACCGCUCAGGACUGGCUGCUGCAGAAACAUUCUGGAACAUUCUUGCUCCGAUUUAGCGAUUCGAUUCUGGGUGGCGUAACUAUAGCGUGGCAUCGUCAGGACGCGGAAAGCGACAUUCACGAAGUGCUUUCCAUACAACCGUACACGAGCAAGGAUUUCCAGAUCCGCAGUUGUGCUAACAGGAUUAGGGAUCUGGCGGAGAAUUUGUUAUACCUUUAUCCGGACAUUCCGCGCGAUCAAGCCUUUGCCAAGUAUUAUACCGCCACCGAUGUUCGUCCGCAGGUUGGAGGCGAUUAUGUCCCUUCGGAUCUGCACACCACGAUACCUGGAUUUCACGGACGCGGUAGUGGAUCGCGAGCGGUGACGCCCUUCUCUGUGCAGUCGCCACAUUCCCCCGAAGGUUCUGUCCAGGAUCCUCGUUCCGUUCUCAGCCAUCAAACCGAAUCGAACAUGGGCGGAGGAAAUGAGAUGGAUUUCACUGAUACAAAUAGCCCGGAGAAUAUGGAUCGCUGGCUGACGGAGGAUUUGAGCUCUUUCGAGCCUAGCACUGACGCGGCCAUCUCGCAGAGUGAACUGUACAGUAUCCUGUAUCCGGCGCCGGGAGCCCCAGGUGGAUCGAUGCCGCGCUAAGUAACAACAGCCUGUGUGUUUCUCAUGCUACUCACACGCGGUAAACGUCUCACGCACUCGUUCUUCAUGUCGGCUCGGACACACACAUGAUUAUCCAUUCUGUAUUUUAUUUUGUUAAAGAAGCGACUAGUAUUUUGUUGAUUUUAGCCGAUAGUAAGAUUUAUGUAAGAAAGUUUGUUUUGUUUAUUUUAAACGCGAGUAUAUGUGUCUUUUAAUGAAUUUAUUGCGUUUUUUGUAUUCUUUUAACCCGGUUUUGGGUAGCUGUGCUUAGUUGGCGUUGUUGCUUUAAUGAUUUUUGUGAUGCUACUUUCUUUUCGGUGCACUUUCGUUUUCGUUCAUUAGCGGUAUGUUAGUGGCGUGUACAGGUUUGUUUCUGGUACUCUUUUAAAAUGAAUUUUAUUGCGUUUUCUGUUCAUAGACCCCGCUUACUAGCUGCUUUCUUUAUGCGAACGGUUUUUACGUAUUCGUGUAAAUAAAUAAAUAUCGAUAAGUAUCAGA
Molecule: messenger RNA, 3532 nt
Organism: Paramacrobiotus metropolitanus
Lineage: Eukaryota; Metazoa; Tardigrada; Eutardigrada; Parachela; Macrobiotidae
Product: signal transducer and activator of transcription 5B-like
Exons: 19
Coding region: 617-3034 (805 amino acids)
Biological process (GO): defense response; regulation of transcription by RNA polymerase II; regulation of cell population proliferation
Molecular function (GO): DNA-binding transcription factor activity, RNA polymerase II-specific; RNA polymerase II cis-regulatory region sequence-specific DNA binding
Source: RefSeq, a predicted model, not a curated record